Molecule: messenger RNA, 1115 nt
Organism: Macadamia integrifolia
Lineage: Eukaryota; Viridiplantae; Streptophyta; Magnoliopsida; Proteales; Proteaceae
Product: respirasome Complex Assembly Factor 1-like
Exons: 4
Coding region: 353-736 (127 amino acids)
Biological process (GO): mitochondrial respirasome assembly
Source: RefSeq, a predicted model, not a curated record
GAAUUUUAGAGAGAAAUACUCUACUUAGGCCCUCACUGUCUUCAGAUCCACCUGCGAAGCUAUGCAUUGUCGGCUUAUCGCCUUCUCUAUUUAUUUAAGUUAUGACAGUGAUGUUGUCACUGCCGUGUCUCGAUUGAUCCAAAAAACGUUUGAACUUUGAAGUCGUUUCUUUGUUAGUUUUACCGAUUUUUUCGCUGAUGCAAAACCCUAAGAUGCUUCAUUCUUUGCCAAUCCUGCUAUUUAUGGUGAGAAGGAAGAGCAAUUGAUCCAGAAAAAUUCUAAACAUUCAUAGAAAUUUGAUCAUCGUCGAGUUCACUGAGAUUUUUUUGUGGUAAUUUCCUUUAUUUCCAAUAUGAGAGAAGGAAAGUCCGUUAAAUUUAAUAUUCAGCAACAGCAACAGAAUGGUCACCUCUCUCCUUUUGAAUUCGCCAAAUUGUUAGAUCCCGAAGCUUCGUGGGACAAGGAUCAAUUGGGCGAUGCUUUACAUUGGAUUCGGCAAGUUGUUGCCCUUGUAUGUGGGUUACUAUGGGGUGCUGUUCCUUUCAAUGGAGCCAUUUGGAUUGUCGUAUUUCUGGUGCUAUCCUCAGGAAUUAUUUAUGGGUAUUAUUCAAUAAUACUAAAAAUUGAUGAGGAAGAUUUUGGAGGUCAUGGAGCCCUCCUUCAGGAGGGACUUUUUGCAUCAUUAACUCUCUUUCUGCUUUUGUGGAUCCUAGUAUACAGCUUAGCACAUUUCUGAUUGGCAGUUUGCUGAUGUGGCAAAUGCUUAUCUACUGGAUUUUCCGACGCAUUGCCCUCUAUCUUCAUUUUUGGGAGCAUCGUGUGGCACAAUUUGCUCAAUUAAGUGAGCCACCCUGCAGAAGAAAUGAUUUAACGUUCCACCAACAGAUAUUUUUACCCCUUUCCACAUAAUUAUUGAUGUUUUCAUUCUGUUGUCAUGUUAUGGCACCUUACUGGCAUAGAUGCAGGGAGCAAUGUAAUUCUGCAGCUUUUACCUGAACCAAUUAUGGUGACAGAUGGUACAUGAGCCAUGGAAUUGUAGGAUGGUGAGUUUCAGUGAUUUUUUGCUUUGUAGCCUACUUUAAUUUAAUUCAUGUGUUUCGUUCAUUCGCAUUAAA